AUGAGAAGUGCAAUAAAUGUAACCGAUUGUGUGCCUUUUAAAAACCAAAACGCCGAAACAGAAUUCAAAUCUAAAUUUAUGGAAAAUAUUGAAGAAGUAGUAGCUGCAAGGAAAGCAAGUAAUAAAUCUACGUUACAAUAUCGUCGCCUUAAACGUUACGAUCAGCUACGUUUAAGUGAUAAAAAAAAGUUAAUACUUCCGGUUUCUGAUCAAAUUGCUGACGUAAAAUCUUUUGUUACAAAUGACGAUCUUUUUGAUGUAAUUCACAACGCUCAUCGUGAAUGUGGGCACGGUGGAAGAGAUAGAAUGAUAAAAGCGCUAGGCAAUAAAUAUGUCAAAUUUAAUCAAAUGUCAAAAAUUUGUCAAGUAUGCCAGGAAAAAAGGAACCAACCUAAAAAAGGAUUAAGGUUAUUUAAAGAACUGGAUUCCCGAGGUCAGGUCGAUCUCAUAAAUAUGUAG
Molecule: messenger RNA, 459 nt
Organism: Onthophagus taurus
Lineage: Eukaryota; Metazoa; Arthropoda; Insecta; Coleoptera; Scarabaeidae
Source: RefSeq, a predicted model, not a curated record